UUGAUCUCAAUCAUCCCAGGCCUCAGGGUAGAAAGGCCAACAUGUGUUUGAAUUGCCUGAGCGGCCAGCUUCAUUGUUCACUUCUCUCAUGUCGGACGACAGUCACUCUCAGUCUGAUGAUAAAGAAUCACCGCCACUAAAACGAGCCCGCCAUGAUGACCAGUCUUUCGAAGCCACAAAAGUCAAUCAAUCAUCUGUUCCUUCCACCAUGAACACUAGCUUGCCUCCAUUGUCACUAUCAAUUCUCGGUGUCGAGCCUCUCGAUGAAUUCAUUCGAGAGAUCGCUGAUUUCGUUCACCAUAUGAUCGUGACGAGACCUGUUUAUCCAGAUGCAAAGAUUGAGGUAGAAGCAAAGCUUGGUGUCCUGAGGGACCGCACAAGUGGGCAGCGGAUGGUAUUGCCAGUUCUUGUGGAGACAAUCUUGAUCCCGAACUUGAACGAGGUUGACGUUCGAUUCGAAUCCAAUAUGUCUCUUAACCAGCACAGGCACUUCAACAACAUGCUCAACGAUCUGAAACGAAUAUCAUCUCAACCGUCUCACCCGACGUCUCCCCUGGAGUAUACCCAUGUCAAAGUGGUCGACUCCUUCUAUCUAUCCGAGGAUAGAGAAAAAAUACGCGUUACUCGCGAAGAGAAGAGUAACACCGUUCUUGAAAUAACACGCAAAAUAAGGCUUGGGAACCUCAACAUAUUUAGUCCCAAGAGGGCGGCGGAUUGGAGGGUCAGCGUGUCGCUUGAAGUUCCAGUUCCCCAUCCCGUUGGAUCUCCAACCCACAUACGACGGAAAGAUAGGAUAUGCUACUCUCAUGAGGAGUUCAACAUCGACCUGACCCAAGUUCAUUCCAGUAACAAUACGACAUCUAAUCCACCGGUACCGCCUCAAAUUUUUCAUGAGUUGGAGGUGGAGAUCGCUCGCUCAGCAUUGCUGCUUUCGACUGCUUCCAAGCGUGGGGAUCCAAAUGCGUCAGAAAUUGACCGCAACGCGUUUGAUGAGCUUAUUCGAUCGUUUGUCAAUAACGCCAGAAUAUUGGUGAAGAACGCGAAUGAUGGCUGGCACACGUAACUACAUUUGAGUUACUCUUCAGAAGCUAUAAAUAAUGGGUUGCCAAUGCCGCUCACGCUUCGACUCCCCGACUCCCAUUUUCACACCAAAAUGAACACAAUGUCAAGACAAGCCGUACCUAUACCACAUACAUUAUUUGCAAACGUCCAACUUCCAUUUGAUCAGUAUCACAUGGUGCGCAGUCGAGAACAGAUAUUCCGCUCUACCGUCAUCGUCUGUUAUGAGUUUCUUUGAGUACUCAGCGGGGUGAAU
Molecule: messenger RNA, 1315 nt
Organism: Suillus plorans
Lineage: Eukaryota; Fungi; Basidiomycota; Agaricomycetes; Boletales; Suillaceae
Product: CYTH-like domain-containing protein
Exons: 6
Coding region: 89-1063 (324 amino acids)
Biological process (GO): polynucleotide 5' dephosphorylation; 7-methylguanosine mRNA capping
Cellular component (GO): mRNA capping enzyme complex
Molecular function (GO): polynucleotide 5'-phosphatase activity
Source: RefSeq, a predicted model, not a curated record